UUUGCUAACCUGCGUCAUCAAAAUUUUCAAAAAUUUCGCAACAUUGUGAUUAAAGAUAAAUAUUGGCUUUGGAUGCGUUAUUAAAAUAUUUAUACGGAUAGAAAGUAAAUUACAUUUGCUUUUGUUACAUGCAAAAUAUGGUGUACUUACAUUUCCCAUCAAAUUUAACAGAGGAGGAGUUAAUGCUGCAGGCAAAAUAUAAUAAACUGAAAAGAAAGAAAAAGGCUUUGCAAGAUCUAAAAUCACCAAAGCAAGAAAUUGAACGUAUACCACAAACUCCAAAAAGGCCAACAGAGGCAAGGGAUGCGAGAGAAGUUGCUAAAAAGCUAAUAAAGUCUGGUGUGAUCACAGCUCCUAAAACUCCUAAAAGACCAGAGCAGUCGUUUAAACGGCCACGUGGAUUAGUAAGGAAACUAAAUAGUACAGAGAAAACAGUAAGUUCUUAUCAGCCGUUCUCAGCUACACAGAUGGAAGAAGAAGAAACAGAGACAGCACGACCAAGGGUUAAAGAUUUGUACGAUAGUUUUGUAAGCGCGCAAGAUACAGAGGAUCGUACAGGAAACGAUACUCAGUCACCUUCAAAACAGGAAAUAAAGCCACGUGCAGGGAACACAAUAUUUGUAUGCGGUUACAAAAUAUCAGAAGACUUCUUGAAAAAACAUUUUCAAACAUUUGGAAAUAUCAUUAACAUUUCAAUGGAAGCAGAAAAAAACCAUGGAUUCAUAACAUUCGACAAAUCGGAAUCGGCUGAAAGGGCAAUAAGUGAAAUGGAUGGUAGUAUGGUAUCAUCGAUUCAGUUAAAAGUGUCGUUAGCACGAAGACAACCUAUAAUAGAAUCUAUAAGUGAUGUUUCAUCUAGCUCUAUGUGGUCACCAAUCGCGGCGAACUAUUCUCAGAAAAGUGUGCACAAAGAUAGGAGAGAUCUGAAAGUGUACGAGGAAGAUCUUUUUAUGUGAAUGCAAUAUUUUUAAUUUAUCCAUAUAGUUCUAGGGCGUAUUGUUACACGGUUACAAUCUCGUUUUAAGAUAAUAUUGUACAUAGCUUCCAAUAUUUUUAAGGUAUGGAAAAACUAUUUUUCGUUUCAAUCGUGCUUCUUUUAUAAUACUACGUUGGUAUUAUAAAUUUGUAUCUAGUCGAGCUCUAAAUCGAUAUAAAACGUGUUAUUCUGUUUCUUCUCGUAUUCUUUACGAACUAUUGGCAUCUAGAUGGUAUGUGAAAUUUCAAUCUUUUCUACAAAGGAUUCAUGUCAAUAAAAAAAUAGUUAUAACACUUG
Megachile rotundata (alfalfa leafcutting bee) is the source of this 1273-nucleotide messenger RNA. RefSeq names its product negative elongation factor E (gene Nelf-E). Gene Ontology annotation, molecular function: RNA binding. Gene Ontology annotation, biological process: negative regulation of transcription elongation by RNA polymerase II. Lineage: Eukaryota; Metazoa; Arthropoda; Insecta; Hymenoptera; Megachilidae. Gene Ontology annotation, cellular component: NELF complex. The record is from RefSeq and is a predicted model, not a curated record.